GAUAUAGAUUUUUAUGGCGUCAGGUGAGGGAUUUCUUACGGAGCAUCAGAGGGAAAAGUUAAAAAUAGCCAGUCAAAAUGUUGAAAAUUUGUCCUCUUCUCCAAAAUCCCCUCCAUCUCUGCUUUCCGAAUUCUUAAAAGUCCCCCCUGGUGGCAAGGCACCUGCAGGUGUCCCUGGGAGACAUGUGCGACGAUCUCACUCUGGGAAGUCUGUACGUGUUAAGAAAGAUGGUGGUGGUGGUAAAGGAACUUGGGGGAAACUGCUCGACACCGAUGGUGAAUCCCAUCUUGAUAGGAAUGAUCCUAACUAUGACAGUGGGGAGGAACCAUAUCAGCUUGUUGGGUCAACUGUUUCAGACCCAUUGGAUGAUUAUAAGAAAGCUGUGGUCUCCAUUAUAGAGGAAUACUUCAGCACUGGUGAUGUUGAUUUGGCUGCAUCUGACCUCAGAGAACUCGGCUCAAGUGAGUAUCUCCCUUACUUUAUCAAGCGGCUUGUGUCCAUGGCCAUGGACAGGCAUGACAAGGAGAAGGAAAUGGCUUCAGUUCUGCUUUCAGCCUUGUAUGCGGAUGUCAUUAGCCCAUCCCAGAUUAGGGAUGGUUUCUUCAUGCUUCUUGAAUCUGUUGACGAUCUUGUAGUGGACAUACUGGAUGCAGUUGACAUUCUUGCUUUGUUUCUUGCUCGUGCGGUGGUUGAUGAUAUUCUACCUCCAGCUUUCCUCACAAGAGCAAAGAAAGCACUUGUAGAAUCUUCCAAGGGAUUUCAGGUUAUUCAGACUGCUGAGAAGAGCUAUCUUUCAGCUCCACACCAUGCAGAACUCGUAGAGAGGAAGUGGGGUGGUAGCACUCACAUUACUGUUGAGGAGGUGAAGAAAAAGAUUGCUGAUUUGUUAAAGGAAUAUGUGGAAAGUAAGGAUGCUUUCGAGGCCUGUAGGUGCAUAAGGGAGUUGGGAGUGUCCUUCUUCCAUCAUGAGGUUGUGAAGCGGGCGUUGGUUCUAGCUAUGGAGAAUCAAACCGCAGAACCAUUAAUAUUCAAGCUUUUAAAGGAAACAGCUGAUGAAGGUCUGAUUAGUUCCAGUCAAAUGGCAAAAGGAUUUUCUCGGUUGGCAGAGAGCCUUGAUGAUCUAGCACUUGAUAUUCCAUCGGCAAAAACCUUGUACCAGUCACUACUUCCCAAGGCAAUAACUGAAGGAUGGCUUGAUGCUACAUUUGUUACGUCCAUGGGUGAAGAUGGAGAGGUACAAAAGGAUAAUGAAAAUGUUAGGCGGUAUAAGGAAGAGGCUGUGACCAUAAUUCGUGAAUAUUUUCUCUCAGAUGACAUUCCUGAACUCAUUCGAAGCCUUGAAGAUCUUGGUGCACCAGAGUACAAUCCAAUAUUCUUGAAGAAGCUUAUCACACUUGCAUUGGACCGGAAGAACCGUGAAAAGGAAAUGGCAUCUGUUCUGCUUUCUGCUCUUCACAUUGAGAUCUUUUCAACUGAAGAUAUUGUCAAUGGUUUUGCCAUGCUCUUGGAAUCUGCUGAAGAUACGGCCUUGGACAUUCUGGAUGCUUCAAACGAGCUUGCUCUGUUUCUCGCCAGAGCAGUGAUCGAUGACGUCUUAGCUCCCCUAAAUCUUGAAGAAAUUUCAAGCAAGUUACCAUCUGACUGCAGUGGGACGGAGACUGUGAGAGUGGCUCGAACCUUGGUUGGUGCCCGUCAUGCUGGGGAAAGGCUUCUCAGGUGCUGGGGAGGUGGCACUGGGUGGGCUGUGGAGGAUGCCAAGGAUAAGAUUAUGAAACUCUUGGAGGAAUACGAAAGCGGGGGUGUAGUGAACGAAGCUUGCCAGUGUAUUCGUGAUCUAGGGAUGCCCUUCUUCAACCAUGAGGUAGUGAAGAAGACGCUGAUCAUGGCCAUGGAGAAGAAGAAUGACAGUAUGCUAAAUCUCCUCCAGGAAUGCUUCGGCGAAGGCCUAAUUACAAUCAACCAAAUGACCAAGGGCUACACCCGAAUCAAGGACAGUCUCGACGAUCUAGCUCUUGACAUUCCUAACGCCAGGGAGAAGUUCACUUUCUAUGUGGAACAAGCUCAGAAGAAUGGUUGGCUCUUGCCGUCGUUCGAGUCCUUGACCCCCUUAGACGUUUCACUGACUCAGGCUGCAGCUUCUUGAGGAGAACACACAUAUUUUCGAUUGUUUCUCUCAUCUGCGUUGUUGCCCAUAACCUAUAUUGUACUGUGUUUUCUCUUCUUUUUUUUUUCCCUUUCAAAUGCUGUUGUUGCACACUCUUUUUUAGAGGUGGAUAUAGGUAUGGGGAUGUAAUGGGCUCUUGGUUUUUUUCUUUUUUAAAAAAUCUUCAAGUGGAUCGGUCAUCUUAUGGAGAUUCGUUAAAUCACCUCAACCAAUGUAUAAAGUUGGUUUUUUUUA
Molecule: messenger RNA, 2398 nt
Organism: Cannabis sativa
Lineage: Eukaryota; Viridiplantae; Streptophyta; Magnoliopsida; Rosales; Cannabaceae
Product: MA3 DOMAIN-CONTAINING TRANSLATION REGULATORY FACTOR 1
Exons: 3
Coding region: 14-2143 (709 amino acids)
Biological process (GO): negative regulation of DNA-templated transcription
Source: RefSeq, a predicted model, not a curated record